Molecule: messenger RNA, 1503 nt
Organism: Paramecium sonneborni
Lineage: Eukaryota; Ciliophora; Oligohymenophorea; Peniculida; Parameciidae
Source: the annotation of a GenBank genome assembly
AUGAAAAUUCGUUAUGAGGAUUUAUAUGAAACCAAAAACUAAUUAUUGGGAUAGGGUGCUUUUGCUUAAGUUUUUUUAGGAGUUAAAAAAUCUAAUAAAUAAAAAGUGGCUGUGAAAAUUAGCAAUCGAAAUCUAGCUAUUUCUAAAUAAGAAAAAAUGAUUCUAAAAUAACUCUCACAAUUUCGGCAUCAAAAUGUAGUUCAGCUUUUAGAUAUAUUUGAUUAAUAAGAAGCUUUAUUUAUAGUGUAAGAAUACUGUUCUGGUGGAACUUUAUAUGAAAUGAUGACAACUAAAACCUUUUCUGAAGAAUAAAUUGUUAAUAUAGCUUUAUAAGUUGCUCAGGGCAUAGCCUUUUUGCAUAGUAAAAACAUAGUACAUAGAGAUAUUAAACCAGAAAAUAUUCUUAGACAAAUUGAUGAACAGGGAAUGGAAGUCUACAAAAUUACUGAUUUUGGUUUAAGUAGUGUCAAAUUAGAUAGAAUGACAACUACUAAAGUUGGAACUGCCUAUUAUGUUGCUCCAGAAAUUUUAGAUAAAUAAUAAUAUGAUAAAUCUGUAGAUAUUUGGGCACUUGGCCUAAUUAUCGAUGAAUUACUUCACAAAACACCUUUCUAUAAUGGCAUGUCUGAAGAAGAGGUAUUCUUUAAAAUUAAAACUACAAAUUACAAUAUUAGAGAUCAAUAAUAUGCUUAAGCUACUAUCUUCGAUCAUAAAAAAAAUGUUAUAAAAAGCUUAUUAUUAAAUUCAGUUCAAAAAGACCCAAAGUUAAGAAAAGAUCUCAAUUGGAUUAUUUAAACUCUUAGUGAAUAUUAUCUCCAAAGUCCUAGUAGUUUUGAUAUACAAUAAAAUAAUAACAACGAUAGAUAUCUGUUUACAGAUAAUUCACUCAUUUCUUAAUCCACUCUUUGUGAAUUAACACAAAAUUUUCAGUUACCUACUUAUUCUAAUGAUAUACAAUCUUAAUUUUAAGAUUGUCCUUUUCAUCAUCAACCUAUCCGAUACAGAAUGCCAGGAAUCAAUGAUAAUGCAGUUACUAAUGCAUGUUAAAAAUGUUUAUAAAUUUAUGGAAUUUUUGAUCAAAUGGAAUUCUAAUCCUAUUUAUCAUAAACAAACUUUGAAUUGAAUUCCUUCUCAGUAGAUUCCUAUUUUUCUUAAAAUGAAAUUAUUAUAGAAGCAUUGAGCUAUCUAAACUAAUUUAAAUUAUUUUAGGAAAAAGAAAAACUUGUAUAAGAAUUGAGAAACAUUGUUAUUAAACAUCAUAGAAUUUUAAGAUAAGAAUACAUUCAAUAUUAAGAUGAUAUUAAAUCAAUGAACACUAAUGCUAAAUGGAUUAAUGAAGCUUUGAAGCUAAAUCUAACUAUUUCUCAAGAUAUGCCAAAUAAAAUCAUUCUUUAUCUAACCUCAAAAUGUUAAGAAAAAAAAGAAAUUACACUUUAAGAAUGUAGAUAAUUUAUUAAAGAACAACUUAAAUUACUUUAAUAGUAUAUUGAGUCUAAAUUAUGA